This is a messenger RNA of Nannospalax galili (Upper Galilee mountains blind mole rat), 3975 nucleotides long. RefSeq names its product protein SMG5. Gene Ontology annotation, cellular component: telomerase holoenzyme complex. Gene Ontology annotation, biological process: nuclear-transcribed mRNA catabolic process, nonsense-mediated decay. The record is from RefSeq and is a predicted model, not a curated record. NCBI's taxonomy places the organism in Eukaryota, Metazoa, Chordata, Mammalia, Rodentia, Spalacidae. Gene Ontology annotation, molecular function: telomerase RNA binding; telomeric repeat DNA binding; protein binding. The transcript has 7 exons. Bases 557 to 3559 code for a protein of 1000 amino acids.
GAGAACAGAGGUGAAAGAAGGGCAGUGGAAAGUCGCCUGACCCAGCAGCUGAGCUUCCCAGAAAGGGGCUGAGGAAAGAAGGCCGAGACUCUUCUGAGACGUGGCAGGUACCUCAUCUAGGGGCUCUGAGGCCAUUUCUGGCAAAGACGAACACAUUUUAGAAGACUGCAUGAUGUAUGCAAUUCAAACUGAGCCAAGGCAACAGCGAAUGGUCAUCCACAGCCAGAGCUUUUCUACCUGCCUCAGUUCUUAGGAGAGAACUGUCCAUUUACCUGUGGCCUAGACUGGUACCUGCUGCAGCAGGAAGUCUGUAAGAAGCUUCCUGCCAGGGACUGAAGAUUGCCUUGGAAUCACGGGCUCCCUUUUGCUGGUUAUGACCACGGAAGCUGGGGCACAGAGUUAAUAAACUCCGACUUGCUACUAUGCCUUUUAAAUGAAACAAACUCUGAUCAAGUUAGGUAAAGUCCCAUACAGUCUUCAGAAUCCAGCAUUUCUUCUGCAGUCUUACAACCUCCACUACUAUUAGUACUACUGCUACUCACAGAGCAAUUACUUUAUGCUACAAAACACGUCUUAUCAAACAGCCCUACAAGGAGAUGCCGUAAACAUGACUAGAAAAGAGUCGAGUGCCAUGGAGAGAAGCCAGGAAGAAAGCCCGAGGGCCAGGCUCCUCUACCAGGAGGUCUGCUUGGCAGCUCAGCGACUAGAUCUUUUCCUUCAAAGAGGCAAUGCACACAAAGAGGUAUUCAAGCCACACAUCCUGGCACUCAGAGAGGUGGUUCAGCAAGCCUGCAUUAAACUCAUGUUUCUGCAUCCGGUGGCUUAUGGUAGGAAGGCAGAAGAGCUGUUAUGGAGGAAAAUGUACUCUGAUGUUGUCAUGCUGCUCAUGAAGACCAACCAAAAACACAUGGACACUUUUAGAUACUGGGGUGGCCCCCUGCAAGCUCACCUGAAGGGUGGCCUCAGGUUCUAUGAGCAUCUUUUCCUGUUCCUUCAGGGUCACUAUGAGUUGAAGUUACAGAGCUACAUAGACUGGCCCCACAGUUCCAUCCACUUGAUUGGCUGUAAGAAAGCGGGGCCUACAUCAGAGGAAGAGGUUGCUUGGGCCCGCAUGGCCUGCCAUCGCUGCCUGAUCUACUUGGGAGAUUUAUUCCGCUAUCAGCAUGAGUUCUUAGACCUAGCCACCAAGAACUUGGCAGAGAGAUGCUAUUACAGAGCCCUGUCAGUGGCUCCACAUAUGGGAAUGCCCUUCAACCAGUUGGGAGCUCUCACAGGGAGCAAGUACUAUGAUCUUGAAGCCACGUACUUCUACCAGCGCUGUCUCCACUCUGAAGUGCCUUUCAAAGGGGCAGCUUGGAACCUCAAACGGCUCUAUGAUCAUGCAGGGAAGAGGUAUAGCAGUCUGAAGAGGUACCAGGGAAGGAAACUGUCCCGCAAUCAGAGGCAGUGUUGGGAUAACAAAAGGCUUCUGGUUAGCUUCCUCUACCUUCAGAGCCUCCUACAGCCUCAGAGAAAAUUCAAAGCUGCCAGGCUGAUAGCCCUGUGCCAGUUGGUUCUUGAAGACUUUCAUCUGUGUCUUUCCUAUAGGCCAUGUCAGUCUGGCCCGUGCCAAGCUUCAACAGAGGAGAAGCCCCCCAAAGGCUAUCUGUUUCUCCCAGACUUUCUCAUUUUCCACAUGGUGAUUCUUUGCCUCAUGAAUGUGCACAGCCUGAGGAAAGCAGGCUCAAAACAGCAAAAACCAGCAGUGAUCUUCACCUUGACUCUUUUCUCUUAUCUAUUUCAACAUGUGAACACACGAAUCCAAGCAGAGCUGCAGAAGAGGAAGCUGACUCCAGAGGUGGCUUCCCCCAGUGAUGAAUCCUGUGAGAAAGAGACUAGAGAGCAACAUCAAGAUUAUCCAUCUCUUGGGCUCCAUCACAGCAAGAGUGGCAGGUGGUCUUGUGUUUCUGGAGAGAGUGAGGCCAGUUUUCAUUCCUGCUGUGACUCAGAUGAGACAGAGGAAGAGGAAAACUCAUCCUUAAGUUCACAGGUCCAGUCAGACACAAGCAGUGACACUUCCUACUCAGAUACAACUGAUGAAGAAAGAAAUGAGUCCUUUAGUUGUGAAGUGAUACAGAGAAGUUGGGCCACAUCCAAAUCAAAAGCUGCUUAUUCUAGGAACAAACAAAAGGCAUAUGCACCUGAGACUAGUCUCCUAGGUCUCUUGAAAACAACUAUUUCUGCUAACCUUUCAGCUCCAUUGAGCCAAAAACUCCAAGGAAAACAUGGCUUGCCCUUGACUCCAGCUUUUAGUCACAAUAUUCUGACACCUCAGUCUGAGCCUAGUCCGGCACUCAGCACUUCUUCUAGCAUUGAGUGUGAUAUGGGAAGCUUUCCUGAGACAGAGUUUUAUAUCGGUUCCUCUUUAGGGCAGAAACCUUCCAUUAGUCAGCGUCACAACAAUCUCCAGACUAUUCAAAGGAAAUUGGACAUCCUUUCUGCGGAGGGACUGUUGCCCACCAUCAAAGUGAUCCUGAGCUGGCUCCACACAAAUCCCAGCCUCCUCUUGUCAUACUGGAGGAGUGCAUUUAGCCUGUGGGACCACCUCUGUGUGCUGCUGAACCUGCUGCCCUCAGUGGGAGACCUUCAACAUCCAGGACUCGGCCUGUCUCGCCAUCUCCAGGAGUUGCUACAGAGCUAUCAAUGGCCACACACUCCCAGAUUCCUUCAGCUCCCUGAGGAUAUUGCCCUCUUCCAUCAGUCACUAUCAAAAGCUGCUGAGGAUAGGGCAGGAUCAUGCCAGGACCCACCUCAACUCACUCACCAGGAAGAAGCUAUUGUGCGCAUCUGUUUCUUCAGAAGUUUUGGUCACUUUGCAACUAGACUCCCUGGACAGUUCUUGAAGUUUGACUCUAAGCUAGGUGUCUUUGUGAGCAGUACCCACGAAAGAUCAGAAAACCCGUCUCAGCAGCUUCUAAGAACAACUGCAAGGAUUAGGUUUUCCAAAGACAUAGUCCAGCUCUGGCUUCAACGUGAAGUGGCUCUGCUAGAGAAGACUCUCAGGGGUCCCCAGACUCGGUCAGUUUUGACCCCUUACCUCUUCCCUGACCCCAGAGCCCUCUGUGAGAAUCUUUCAGUCAUCCAGCAACUUGCCACCAGUGGUAAGUUUUUCCUUAUCAUACCUAAGAUUGUAGUUGACACACUGUAUAUCCUAAGAUGGGAAGAUCGCAGGGCCUUGGCAGCCAUUACUUUCUUAGAGGAUGAGCUAAAGAGAAGGAACCAGUAUAUUCUCUGCCAGUCCUUUGCGUCCAAGAGGCUGGUGAGGCCCAGGAUGACUAGGACAGACUCUGAUGCCUGGGACCUCUACAAUAUCCUUGACUUCUGCAAAAGUCUACUGAACUCGUCAAGGCCUGGGACACCAGAUCCUAGCAGCAUGGUGACUAUCAUCACUGGCAUCUGUUUGGACAACCCUAGGAAUUUCUCAUACCCUCUGCAGUUGGUGUUGGGAAUGGCAACUGAGGCUGGUGUGGAAAUCAAGAACAUCCUGAUCUUCCACAAAGAAUGGAAGGCAAUCAGUUGACAUGCUCUCAUGUCUCCUGCUCCUGACCCUUCAGUGCUUCUGGCUCACACUCUGUGUUUCUCUCUCGUAAGCAUCCAAUGCUUUGGUAGGCAUUGUGCAUAUGAGUAUUUGUGUCUACCCAAAGGUAGAGUUGUAGUGUACCAGCUUUCCGAGGCCUUCUUCCUUUCUUUGUCAUCUUGGCCUGGUAUCAUGUACCUUCUCUGAAAAACCUCGAGAUUAACUACUUGUUUAGUGGUCUUAUGGUAAAACAUCAAACUCAGAAAUCACUUCUGUGUUCAAAUACAACUUCGUGGACUUUCUGUAAUUUGCUUAGCUCUGUUUUGUGACAUGCACCUUUUAUGUAUGUUGUUUUAUUAUCAUGAGACAAGGUCUACUAUUGAAGGUGGGCCUCUGCCAUCUGUGAAACUCAAUAAAUA